GGAUGCUCUCCGAAAAGCAAGCGAUCCCAUUGAGAAAAUUUCAGUCGCGUCAAGCUGAGGGAGAGCGCAUACCCAUUACAGAUCGCAAACGCAGACUGUUUCUCGCUGGGAUUUACCAAAUCACGCUUUUCAUAAAAGCAGAGGAUUUAAUCACCACUAGGUGACGAUAACACCCCCCUUUCUCCCAGUUUACUCCCGCUUUCCCUCCUGCUGCAGCCCCUUAGGCCGCAGUGAGAAGCAAGCAACAUGGACGGGUUUUACGACCAGCAGGUCCCUUUCGUAGUGCCCCCAAAUAAGUCUCGCAUGCAGGAACCAUUUUGCAGGCUAUUCAAUGACCGAAAAAGGAAGUUUGUUGACACUGAGUUGGCACAGGAUACAGAGGAGCUCUUUCAAGAUCUGAGCCAGCUUCAAGAGAUUUGGAUAGCGGAAGCCCAGGUACCUGAUGACGAACAGUUUGUUCCAGAUUUCCAGUCGGAUAACUUGAUGUUCCAUGGACCCCCUCAAACAAAAGUAAAGCGGGAACUGAGCCCAAGCAGAGAGUAUUCCCCGUGUGGACAAGAGCAGAGACUGUCUCCAUAUGGAGAAAAGUGCCUUUAUAACUACAGUGCCUUCGAUGGGAAGCCAUUUACUUUUAACAAGCCACUCACUCCUCCUUCUACACCGGCAUCACCCUUUGGCUCCUCCACCAGCGCAGCCACAAACCCUUUGCAGAAAAGAGUGAUGCCACCAGCCCAGACUCAGACACAAGGCCCGCCACUAUUACCUGGUCCCAACCACAGCUCCACACCUCCACAUCAGAGAGCACAGACUCCACUUCACAGUCAGAGCCCACCUUUUGCUGUGCCCUGCCCACCUGUCAAUCACCCAGAUGCCUCCUACAGCACAGAGCACAGAUUCCAUCGGCAGCUUUCCGAGCCCUGUCUGCCAUUCCCGCAGUCCGAUGGCCGCUGUCAGACACCUUACCCCCCGCAGGCCCGUGGCCAAUUUCCCCGACAUGGCCGGCCCCAUUAUCAGCGCCAGAUGUCAGAGCCAUUAGUGCCAAUGCCUCCCCAGCGAUUCAAAAAGGAAAUGGUGGAUCCCUGUUACAAUGAGCAGGGUUUGCAAAACAUGGGACCUCCUCGUGCACCAUUGUUCCACCAAAUGUCAAUCAAGCAGGAGCCCAGAGACUUCGGCUAUGACUCAGAAGUGCUGAACUGCCAGUCAUCUUUUGGCAAAUCUGCAAACUUCUAUGGCACCAACAGCGAGGGUUUUGGGUAUGAUGGAGAAUCCCACCUGUAUUAUGAUGAUGCAUGUUUAGUGCCAGACCGCCUGGAGGGAAAACUGAAGCAGGAGGGUGGAGUUUUCCGGGAGGGUCCUCCGUAUCAACGAAGGGGGUCUCUGCAACUCUGGCAGUUCCUGGUCACUCUGCUGGACGACCCAUCCAACAGCCACUUCAUCGCUUGGACUGGCCGUGGGCUGGAGUUUAAACUCAUUGAACCAGAGGAGGUUGCUCGCCGUUGGGGCAUCCAGAAGAACAGGCCUGCGAUGAAUUAUGACAAACUGAGCCGCUCCCUGCGCUACUACUAUGAGAAGGGCAUCAUGCAGAAGGUAAAGGUUGCUGGAGAGCGGUAUGUGUAUAAGUUUGUGUGUGAUCCUGAUGCGCUCUUCUCCAUGGCAUUCCCUGAUAACCAGAGGCCCAGUCUGAAAGCAGACCCCGAUGGGCUGCAGGUUCCAGAGGACGACACUGUUCCACUUUCACAUUUUGAUGAGAAUAACAGUGUCCCGUAUACAGGCGAUUCCAGGGACCAGUGCUUAGUGGGGCUGUCCUUUCCUGAAAAUUACGCUUUCUGAUCUGUUUCGCCACUGAUGAGCCGACCAGAAGAACUCUAAAAUGCUUCUUCACACUCCAAAUGCAGCUCAUGUCAAAUUGUAAUUGCUCCAAUGAGGAAUCUGUAGCGCCUGCUGACAAGUCUCUAGACUUUCUUGCCACACUUUUAUUUUUUGUUUGUUUGUUACUACACAGGUUCCAUGAUGGAAUUUUUUUUUAAAUUACAAACAAAAAAAGCUUAAAGAGACACAACAGUAUUUUCCAGUGUAACCUAUGAUUUUAUAUAUAUAUAU
Carassius auratus (goldfish) is the source of this 2100-nucleotide messenger RNA. It is a transcript of the gene etv5b, whose product is annotated as ETS variant transcription factor 5b. Gene Ontology annotation, cellular component: nucleus. Gene Ontology annotation, biological process: regulation of transcription by RNA polymerase II; cell differentiation. Bases 247 to 1830 code for a protein of 527 amino acids. Gene Ontology annotation, molecular function: DNA-binding transcription factor activity, RNA polymerase II-specific; sequence-specific DNA binding. The record is from RefSeq and is a predicted model, not a curated record. The transcript has 12 exons. Lineage: Eukaryota; Metazoa; Chordata; Actinopteri; Cypriniformes; Cyprinidae.